Messenger RNA from Candoia aspera, 2077 nucleotides. Its product is annotated as G protein-activated inward rectifier potassium channel 4-like. Gene Ontology annotation, cellular component: plasma membrane. Gene Ontology annotation, molecular function: inward rectifier potassium channel activity. Gene Ontology annotation, biological process: regulation of monoatomic ion transmembrane transport; potassium ion import across plasma membrane. The record is from RefSeq and is a predicted model, not a curated record. Lineage: Eukaryota; Metazoa; Chordata; Lepidosauria; Squamata; Candoiidae.
UCAUUCGGUCCAAAAGCUGCUAGGACAACUUGUUGGUGCCUGAAAAAGAGAAUGAAUGUGAAUCUCCCAUAUUCAAAUGACGUUUUUCUCUUACUUGCUACUAAAACCACUGUCUGUUCUUUUCUGAUCUUCUCUGGAAGGAUCCCUCCCUGGAAGAGACAUGCAGUCUGGGAAUAGUCCACCCUUUGGUCUGAAGCAAUCAUGGUGCUACCUAUUACUAGCAGCAACAUGGAAUUGCAACUUGACAAAAAUCUCUACAUCCACAACAACAUUGGAGACCGGUGGCCAAAGUAUGAUGAAUCCAGGAUCCGCAGAAAUUCCAUACCCCCAGCAAAGACCCCCACCGCAAAGCACAUGCUGGCCUAUCUCCCACGGCCUCCGACCGAAACAAGCAGAUACGGGACCUUUUCCCAGAAGCCUGAAAUGACGACAUCUUUAGACAGGAGCCACCAGCAAACAAAAAACAUGACCACGAAGAGAAGUGCUCUGGCACGCAACUAUCUUUCUGUACCUUGCAGUUCACAUGCUUCCAACGACAGGUCGGUCCUCCUGAAAAGACUCAGCAUGGCGGAACAGGCCAACUAUAGUGCAGUUGGGCCUCCCAGACACCAGCCUGGUUCCUUCAGUAAUGCAGACAAGUCACCUAAAAAUUGCUGCUCCUCCCAGACUGACCCACUGCAACCUUCUCUCUUGAGGGAGUCCAAUGCUCAGCUCCAUCCCCAGCAUGCUUUCGGUGUGCCCAACAUCAUCAGCUCUUCACGGAACAGAAUCCUAACCCGCAGCGCCCUCUCCAUGCCCACCUCGGACAAGGGGCAGGGCAAGCACUGCAAACUCAUAGACGACAACCGGCAGUUUGGUGGGAGUAGUAAGCACCAAAGGCAGCGCUAUGUGACCAAGGUGGGGAAGUGCAAGGUCAGCUUAGGCAACAUUCAGGAAAAGAAGAGGUUCUUAUCAGACAUUUUUACCACCAUUGUGGAUCUGUAUCGCUGGUUCCUCUUCAUCUUCAGCAUGUGUUACAUUACCACUUGGGUGCUCUUUGGCAUCACGUAUUACCUUGAUGCCUGGAUGCGAGAUGAUAUCAACCACAUCGGUGACCCUGAGUGGAAGGCUUGCAUUGAGAACGUUGAGAACUUCGUCUCGGCCUUGCUGUUCUCUGUGGAAAGUCAACGGACAAUUGGCUACGGCUCUCGCAUUGUGACAGCCAACUGUUCGGAGGGAGUCCUCUUGCUAAUGGCCCAGUCCAUCAUUGGCUCUAUGAUAGAUGCACUCAUGGUGGGCUGCAUGUUUGUCAAGAUCUCCAGGCCCAAGAAGCGUGCCCAGACCUUAAUCUUCAGCAAGAGGUGUGUGAUCUCCAACCGGGAUGAGAAGCUUUGUCUCAUGUUUCGCAUUGGAGACCUUCGGGACAGUCACAUGGUGGAUGCAAAAAUAAGAGCCAAACUCAUUAAAUCCAGGCAAACCAAGGAAGGGGAGUUCAUCCCACUGGACCAAUCAGAACUGAAUCUGGGCUACGGCACAGGGGAGGACCGCCUCUUCCUGGUGGAGCCGCAGAUAAUUUGUCACAUCAUCAAUGAGCUCAGCCCUUUCUGGGAGAUGUCUGCAGAGGCGCUGAAGAGAGAACAGUUUGAAAUCAUCAUAAUCCUUGAAGGUAUUGUGGAAGCCACAGGGAUGACAUGUCAAGCCAGGACAUCAUACGUAGAGGAUGAAAUCCUCUGGGGUCAUCGUUUUGAGCCUUGCAUGACCCUGGAAAAGGGUGCCUUCCACGUAGAUUACACCAAAUUUGAGAAGACUUUUGAAGUGCAGAUGCCACUGCUGAGCGCGCGAGAAAUGUACAAUCUGAAGGAGAUGAAAAAUCAGGACCAGUCAACGCUGAGCUUGUACUGGGACCAUCUGGCACAGCCUCGCUUUCCAGCAGAACCCAACAACGAAGCCCGACAAGGGGGUUGUCCCAAUGAGGAAGGCUUCUCCAACAUCCCAGAGGAGGAGCAGAGCAGUGAGUGCCAGAAUCAAGAGACCAGGCUCUAAGUGUCUCGAGCCGUCUCUGUAAGCUUCUGUGAACCAGCAGGGAGGAAGAGAAGCA